Fusarium subglutinans is the source of this 762-nucleotide messenger RNA. Its product is annotated as argininosuccinate synthase. NCBI's taxonomy places the organism in Eukaryota, Fungi, Ascomycota, Sordariomycetes, Hypocreales, Nectriaceae. The record is from RefSeq and is a predicted model, not a curated record. The transcript is spliced from 4 exons. Gene Ontology annotation, cellular component: cytoplasm. The coding region runs from base 1 to 762 and encodes 253 amino acids. Gene Ontology annotation, molecular function: argininosuccinate synthase activity; ATP binding. Gene Ontology annotation, biological process: urea cycle; L-arginine biosynthetic process.
AUGCCGCAGAACGACCAAGUUGGUUUCGAGCUCGCCUUCAAGGCUUGCAACUCUUCCAUCAAGGUCAUCGCCCCCUGGCGGCUCCCCGGAUUCUGUGAAGAGUUCCAAGGUCGACAGGAUGUCCUCAAGCUCGCCGCCGAGAACAACAUACCCGUUUCAUCGACCCCCAAGGCUCCUUGGAGUCAGGACGAGAACCUCGUCCACUGCUCGUACGAGGCUGGCAUUCUCGAAGACCCUGAUCAUACCCCUCCUAAGGACCUUUGGACUCAGACUGUCGAUCCUCUCGAGGCUCCCGACAAGCCUCUUGACUUCACCGUAUACUUCGAGAAGGGUCUCCCUGUCAAGGUUGCUACCCCUGACCAACAGGCCACCGACUCGGUAGAGUUGUUCAAGCUGCUCAACAAGAUUGGCCACGACCACGGCGUCGACCGAAUUGACAUUGUCGAGAACCGAUGGACUGGACUCAAGAGCCGAGGAUGCUACGACACCCCUGGUCUCACCAUCGCCCGCCUUGCUGACGUCGGUCUCGAGGGUCUUGUCCUUGACUCCAAGGUCCGCAAGCUUCGAGACAAAUUUGUGACUAUCGAGUGGUCCCAGUGCCUUUACUAUGGCAUUUCUCUCCUGAACGAUGAUACUUCAAUGGGCAGUCUUGACACCUGUUCUCCCAUGGACAGCACUGGCUUGAUUGCUAUCCAGUCUAUCCGAUUAGAGAAGUAUGGUGCGCAGAAGGCUAAAGAUGGCCAGCCCCUUAGCCAGUCUUAA